AUGGAGAAAAGUAGUAGGUUUUCAGUCAAUAGGUUGUCAGUUGGUGGGUCUUUGGUCAAUAGGUUGUUGGUCAGGACUUCAACUAGUUGGUUUUUACUAGUAGUUAGUGGGUCUUCAGUUAGUAGGUCUUUAGGUAUUAGAUCUUUGGUUAGAUCAUUAGGUGGAGGAUCUUCAGUUAAUAGAACAUCAGUUGGAAAUAACAUUUCAGGUUAUGAUUUAACUUUUAAAAGAAAAACAUUUAAUAUGAAUGAUACUAAUAAUAACAAAAGACAAGGCUACACCCAACUUGUACUUGCAAACAAAUUUAAAAUUGGCGAAUCAACAAUCUCAAAAAUACUCAAAAAACAAGAUUAUUUUCUUUCAAUUGAUCCUAAUUCAACACAAGCAAAAUCUAAGCGAAAUCACUCAACUAA
Dentiscutata heterogama is the source of this 413-nucleotide messenger RNA. Lineage: Eukaryota; Fungi; Glomeromycota; Glomeromycetes; Diversisporales; Gigasporaceae. The record is from the annotation of a GenBank genome assembly.